CUAAAAGUGCUCCGAACCAAAACCUGAAGAUUUCUCAUAAUAGACCCGUCCAAAACCACUAAUAUCAAGCACAUGCCGUCUUAUCACCGAAUCACGUAUGUUUUGUGGCUUGUGUUCUAGGCCAGCAUCCCCACCGCUAGAACCAAAAUCAUCAGACGAUCUUCUGUUUUCUUUCUCGUCCAGUAUGCUUGAUACAGCUAAUCCGCCUUCGAAAGCAUUCGAAAGUGGUGGAACAUCGAACGACGAGAAAAUUCUCGAGCCGCAGAAGGUUGAAUUACUAAUUCUUGGGGCCGGCUGGACGUCCAAAUUCCUGAUUCCCGCGCUUAACGAGGAGAAAAUCGAAUAUGCAGCGACCACCACUUCUGGCCGUGACAAUACCAUACCUUUCAGAUUUGACCCAGAAUCGGAUGAUAAGAGCCCAUUCGAGGUGUUGCCGGAUACAAAAACGGUGCUGAUCACUUUCCCACUCAGAGGCAAGGGCCAGUCUUUGAAGCUUUCGCAGUUCUAUUGUGACACUCAUUCGAAUACGGAACCGAAGUUCAUACAGCUGGGCAGCACGGGCAUCUUCACCAACAAAGGAUGGAGCAAUCAUAAAUCUCCAUAUGACAAGGCGGACGAACGCGCCAUAGCCGAGGACGAGCUCCUCUCUUGCUGUUCAGCUACCGUGCUGAACUUGGCAGGUUUGUAUGACAACGAGAUACGCAGGCCGCAGAAUUGGGUAUCGCGAGUGGCGAAGACCAAGGCAGACGUCAAGGGAAAGCAGUCGCUUCAUUUGAUUCAUGGUAAAGACGUAGCUCGAGGUAUCAUUGCUUCACACAAGAACUUCGACGCCGUGAAAGGCCAACGUUGGAUCUUGACGGACCUCUUCUCCUAUGAUUGGUGGGGGUUGUUAAUGGCUUGGGGAGGCACGCUGCAAGAUGGUAGCGACAUUCGACAAGUGAUUAUGGAGGCAAUGCUCGAGAAUGAGAUCAAAGCCUUGACGAGGACCACGGGAGAAAUCGGGCGCGCUCUCGACGCUCGCGACUUUUGGAAGACCGUUGAUGCAAUGCCCCAGGAAGGCAGCGUCUACUAGAUGGUUUACAGCCAAAUUCAAAGCUUUAUUUCGCAAGGUGAAAAAAAAUUAAUCCCUGGUGUUAAAAGUGGGAUUCAGG
This is a messenger RNA of Verruconis gallopava, 1151 nucleotides long. RefSeq lists its product as uncharacterized. The record is from RefSeq and is a predicted model, not a curated record. Bases 98 to 1072 code for a protein of 324 amino acids. NCBI's taxonomy places the organism in Eukaryota, Fungi, Ascomycota, Dothideomycetes, Venturiales, Sympoventuriaceae. The transcript has a single exon.